AUGAAUGCUGAAGGAAGGAGUGCUGGAACUUACGAUGAACUUCUUUACCAAAUUGAGGACAAGAAAGUGGAUAUUGUGGUGGGAGAUACCACAAUCGUUGCCAAUCGAACAUCAUAUGUUGAUUUUACAUUGCCAUAUUCGGAGUCAGGUGUGACCAUGCUUGUACCAAUUAAGCGUGAUAAACGCAAAAAUAUGUGGAUUUUCUUACGACCAUGGAGCUGGGAUCUUUGGUUGGCUGUCGUUAUGUAUUCUAUCUUUACUGGGAUUGCCAUAAGAAUCAUUGAACAUGGCACGCCAAACACAGAGUUUCAAGGAUCAACUACACGUCAAGUCGGCAUGGUAUUAUAUUUUCCAUUAUCAUCUCUAGUCGUUCCUCAAGGAAAAUUGGUCAGCAAAUACUCCCAGUUUGUAUUGAUCAUAUGGUUAUGCUUGGCAUAUAUUUUAUUGCAAAGCUACACAGCAAGUUUAUCUUCGAUUUUAACAAUCGAUCGGUUGAAACCUUCAUUUGUUAGCGUGGAUGAACUCAAAACAAAAGGUUAUUUUGUUGGAUAUCAAUAUGGUUCAUUUGUGAGAAAUGAUCUGUUAUUGAAUAAACUGAAAUUCAAUGAGUCCAAGCUUGUGCCAUAUCACACCAUCCAAGAGUAUCAUAAUGCUUUGUCUAAAGGGAGUGAGAAUGGCGGAGUUGCAGCUAUCUUCGACGAAAUCCCCUACGUUAGAGUCUUCCUUGCCAAAUAUGGUUCUGAAUACAUGAUGUCUGGACCAACAUACAAGACUGAUGGAUUUGGCUUUGCAUUUCCGCUAGAAUCUCGACUGGUCUCUUAUUUUUCUACAGCGAUCUUACGUGUGAGGGAAAAUAAAACACUGGAUGAUAUUGAGAAGAGAUAUUUUGCGCAUGAACUUACUUCUCAAAGUGAUAAUGCUGAUCCAAUUGCUACUAGUAGUCCCAGCCUUGAUGUUUAUAGCUUUGGAGGUCUCUUCAUCAUCACAGGGGUCGCUACCCUAUUUGCCCUUUUCAUAUCACAAAGCUGGCUUUGGCAAAAGCCUGUUGCAAUGGCGAAAGAUUAUACACAAAAAUACCUUGCAUCUCAUUCACCAAAUAAUACAGAGGAAAUUGUCAUUCAAUCAACAACUGGGAAUGAGAUGAACGUCACUGAACAAUCCUCAGUACCGGAAGUUGAGAGUACUUCUGAGAACCCUCCUAGAAUGUCCAACCUGCAGAUUGAUGAAAAUGUUUCUGCAGAACAAGCUAAGUAA
This is a messenger RNA of Pistacia vera, 1254 nucleotides long. Its product is annotated as glutamate receptor 2.8-like. NCBI's taxonomy places the organism in Eukaryota, Viridiplantae, Streptophyta, Magnoliopsida, Sapindales, Anacardiaceae. The transcript is spliced from 4 exons. Bases 1 to 1254 code for a protein of 417 amino acids. The record is from RefSeq and is a predicted model, not a curated record. Gene Ontology annotation, molecular function: ligand-gated monoatomic ion channel activity; signaling receptor activity. Gene Ontology annotation, cellular component: plasma membrane.